GAUAAUAUUAUUCUAUUCAUUAAUUGAAUUCCGUUAUUCAAUACUCACAUACACACAUUGCCAUUGAUAUCGACAUAAAUCAUCAUGAACACAAGCGUGCGAUUACCCCGUGUGUUGACCCAAGUACGUCACGCCUCGACCGCCUCCAAGUCUGUGAAGCCCGAAAUCUUUUUGCAGACAAUCGUGAUGAGCAAUGGUGCUACCUUUAGUGUCAGAACCACUUCACCUGUACGUGCACAGAUUCGCCUCACCAAGGAUACUCGUAACCAUCCUCUUUGGAAUCCCGCCAUGCUCAAAGCAGGCUUGACCGAAGAGAGCGAACGCCUCACUAAGUUCCAGAAACGAUUUGGUGAAAGUGCUGACCUGGCCGAUAUUUCAUGGAUCGAGAGCGAUGAGGCUAUUUCUGCUGCUAUGAAGAAGGCUGCUGCAAGCGGUGGACCUGCCAAAAAGGCGCCUACAAAGGGAAAGAGAAAGUAAAUUAAUACGAUUCAAUUCAUCGUAUUUUUUGUAUAGUAGAAAGAAAGAAAAGAAAAGAAAAAAUAUCAAACAAGAGCAAAAGUAAAAGCAAAAGCAAGAAACAAUUGAGGAAACCAUUAUAUAUACACAUAAAAUAAAAAGCAUACAAAUCAAGACAAUCGUAUGGAUCUCAC
Messenger RNA from Phycomyces blakesleeanus NRRL 1555(-), 650 nucleotides. RefSeq lists its product as hypothetical. The transcript has a single exon. The record is from RefSeq and is a predicted model, not a curated record. The coding region runs from base 85 to 477 and encodes 130 amino acids. NCBI's taxonomy places the organism in Eukaryota, Fungi, Mucoromycota, Mucoromycetes, Mucorales, Phycomycetaceae. Gene Ontology annotation, cellular component: ribosome; mitochondrial large ribosomal subunit. Gene Ontology annotation, biological process: mitochondrial translation. Gene Ontology annotation, molecular function: structural constituent of ribosome.